AACGAAGAACAGAUCAAAUAUAAUUUCGAAUUUUUUUUUCGCUCUGUUGUGCCCAACUAUAUCUAGGGUUUAAUUUAAUUUCCCAAAUUAUUUUUAUUUUAACUGUGUGAAAACGUCGAACUCGUUCGAGUUUACUGACGACUCAGAUCAGUGAUUCGGACCGGCGAUGUACAGUGGGUCCAGCGAUGGCGAGAGCCACGAGACUGCGCAGAGGAAGAUCCCGCCUGCUUCGUCCAUGCCUUGGGUCCGUAAUCUGCGCCGGUACAUUGGAUCCGGAACUGGACUCGGAUCCGAAGCACUAAUGGAGCUUGAGACAAAGAGAAUAUUGCUUGAUAUAUUUAGAGAGAAACAACAAAAAAGUGCUGAAGCUGGCACAAUACCCAGUUUCUACAAGAAGAAACCUGAAGAAGGAUCCAUCAGUCACAGGGUCCAAAGAUUGGCGAAGUACCGGUUCUUAAAGAAACAAUCAGAUCUUUUGCUAAAUGCUGAUGAUCUGGAUGCAAUGUGGGUUUGCUUGAGGGAAAACUGUGUGAUUGAUGAUGCCACUGGUGCAGAAAAGAUGAACUAUGAAGAUUUUUGCCACAUUGCCUCUGUAUGUACUGAGCAAAUAGGCCCCAAGUGUCGACGCUUUUUCAGUCCAUCAAAUUUUAUGAAGUUUGAGAAAGAUGAGUCUGGAAGAAUAGCCAUUUUGCCAUUUUAUCUUUAUGUGAUGCGUACGGUUUCACUUACACAGGCUAGAAUUGACAUGAGUGAGCUUGAUGAAGAUUCUGAUGGUUUCCUUCAACCUCAUGAAAUGGAGGCCUAUAUACGAGGUCUGAUUCCUAGUCUGGCACAGCUACGGGAUAUGCCUGCAAGCUUUGUUCAAAUGUAUUGUCGGAUAGCAGCACACAAGUUCUUCUUCUUCUGCGAUCCUCAUAGACGAGGAAAGGCCUGCAUAAAGAAAGUUUUGCUCAGUAACUGUCUCCAGGAACUAAUGGAACUCCACCAGGAAAGUGAGGAAGAGGUAACUGACACAGAACAAGCUGAAAAUUGGUUUUCUUUGACAUCUGCACAGCGUAUAUGUGAUAUGUAUCUUGCCCUUGAUAAAGAUAUGAAUGGAACAUUGAGCAAGCAGGAUCUUCGAGAAUAUGCAGAUGGGACACUGACAGAAAUUUUCAUUGAAAGGGUAUUUGAUGAACAUGUCCGUCGUGGCAAAGGUAGUGGAGGAAAUUCUAGGGAGAUGGAUUUUGAAAGUUUUCUUGACUUUGUCCUGGCCCUAGAAAACAAAGACACUCCAGAAGGGCUAACAUACUUGUUUCGCUGUCUUGACCUGCAAGGACGUGGAUACCUUACAACAGCUGAUAUACACACCCUUUUCAGAGAUGUGCACCAGAAAUGGAUUGAGGGUGGAAACUAUGAAUUAUGUAUCGAGGAUGUAAGGGAUGAGAUCUGGGAUAUGGUCAAACCAACGGACCCAUUAAAGAUUACUUUGACUGAUCUGCUAGGUUGUAAACAAGGUGGGACAGUAGCCAGCAUGCUCAUAGACGUGCGUGGUUUUUGGGCACAUGACAAUAGAGAAAAUCUUCUCCAAGAGGACGAAGAACCAGAAGAAGAAUGAAAAUUGUGUGUAUAAACUAAAGGCUGAGCUUGUACUAACACAAGACUGGUGUCUGAGGUUGAUGUAUUGUCUUGAUUUAUUGCUGCAUCUUCUAAGGAAUAUUUAGUGUGUAUUUGUAUGUUUUUGAGAUUUAGAAGACGGUAAUAGGAAGAAUUGUUGGAUGUAGAAGAAGGUAAUAGGAAUUGUUGGAUGUAGAAGAAGGUAAUAGGAAUUGUUGGAUGUAUUACAGGUAUUAUAUGUUUGACUA
Messenger RNA from Pistacia vera, 1844 nucleotides. Its product is annotated as probable serine/threonine-protein phosphatase 2A regulatory subunit B'' subunit TON2. The transcript has 12 exons. Gene Ontology annotation, biological process: microtubule cytoskeleton organization; regulation of dephosphorylation; cortical cytoskeleton organization. Gene Ontology annotation, cellular component: centrosome; spindle. Gene Ontology annotation, molecular function: calcium ion binding. The coding region runs from base 167 to 1597 and encodes 476 amino acids. The record is from RefSeq and is a predicted model, not a curated record. NCBI's taxonomy places the organism in Eukaryota, Viridiplantae, Streptophyta, Magnoliopsida, Sapindales, Anacardiaceae.